AUGGGUGAGGACGACGACCUCGCGAAAAGAUUUGAGAGUAUUUUCUCCAAGAAACCGGUUGCAAAUAAUGGAUGGGAUAAACCCGCCGCUCUCGAUAAAACCAGUUACGACGCUAGUAGUAGCUGGCAAGCGACUGAAGAAGCUUCCCUCGAGGAUUUACUUGAAGAAUUGGGUGCUGAAGAUACUUCAUGGAUCGAGGAGGCAAAAUCUCUAUCGAUAGAAGGGAAGCAGGCGGGGAAAUUAAAUAACGACGACUCUAGUGCUGUGAAUAAACUUCUUGCAGAAGCAAAAGAGAGGUUAAAAGCCCAAGAUCAAAAAGAAGAAUCAGAUAAAAAAAAGACAUUACUCGAAAGCUCAGCCAAAACCAAUGAGCAUGAUGAAGAUAAAACUGCGAAUUCAGAUGACGAAGCGGAUGUAAUAUUACGCCAGAUCCAAGAUUCUUUAAGCCUCGAAGAUACAGUCGAAGAUAAAGAAGGAUCAAAGAAUGCGGCUCACAACGUCUCCUCACCGGGCAACGAAGAUGCCGAUGAUGCCGAUGAUGAACUGGCGAAACGAUUCGCCGCGCUGGAUCAGUUAAACCUACCACCACCUCCCAAAGAUUUACCGCUGAACUCAUUGAAUCUUCCUGGUGUCCCCAAAUCACAGCCUGGUGUUAAGGGCAAGAAGACAAUGACCCAAAAGGUUGACGAUCUAGCGGAUGAUAUUGAGAAUUGGUGCUGUAUAUGUAAUGAAGAUGCUGUGGUCAAGUGCUUAGGUUGUGACGGUGAUCUGUAUUGUACAGAAUGUUUCAAUGAAGGACACCGUGGCAGAGACGCCCCGUACGAUAUGAAGACGCAUAAGGCAUUAGCAUACAAUAAAAAGAAGCCUAUGGCUGCAUAA
This is a messenger RNA of Orbilia oligospora ATCC 24927, 879 nucleotides long. RefSeq lists its product as uncharacterized. NCBI's taxonomy places the organism in Eukaryota, Fungi, Ascomycota, Orbiliomycetes, Orbiliales, Orbiliaceae. The transcript is spliced from 4 exons. The record is from RefSeq and is a predicted model, not a curated record. The coding region runs from base 1 to 879 and encodes 292 amino acids.